AUGUCGCAAGGUUGGUAUUUGACCCUUCUAUCUUCGGCAUUAUGCAUAUCGGGAUGUUUAGUGGUAUUUUUGGAUGAUUUGUACUACCUCUUGUUCCCGAAAUUCAUCACCAAGAGGUUUCCUUUUCGUCUUAAGGAGAAUUACAAGUUUAUGAACGCAUCGUUAGCAUUUUCCUCAGGUUGCUUGCUUUUUACCGCUUUAUAUCGGUUGUUGCCUGAAGCUUUGGCGUACUUGAAGGACACGGACGCUGAUGCAAGCACCAAGAUGAUCUUGAGCUCAACAAGACAGCUUCAUAUCAAAAUGUUCAUGGCAUAUAUCGGUGGCAUUAUUUUGAGUCUUACAUUCAAUGCCGUACUUCAUAUUGCCACCAGCGAGUCAGUGUUCCAUUGUAGUGAACACGAUCACGACCCAGCAGGCGCAAACAAUGCGACUCACCAAGAUCGUGAAUCAUUACCCCCACAAACAACAGAAAUCAAUGAAGACAGUCCUUUACUACCAACACUUCUGAGAAAGAAAUCGCUUUUCCACCUUUUGUCAGCACAGCGUAACGACGAGUGCAUUGAGGGCGAAUGCAAGGGCUACUCUUCGGCCGAGCUUUGCUUGUUUCACGGCGAUAAGAAUGCUAGUCUACACCAUUGCGAUAUUCCUGCCAUCUCUCCCAAGUUACUUCCACAAGACGAAAACGGUGCUAUCCACAUUGACUUGACAGAAACGCUUCCCAUAAAAGCAAACUCAAAGCAUACCCAUGGUCAUGGCGAUAUCGAGGCUUCCGCCGAUCAACACCACGACCACAAUCAUGGCCACGAUCACGGCAACGACCAUAGCCACAGCGUCCACAACGACCAUAGUCAUCACCACGAUCACCAUCACCAUGUCAAUUCUGCAUUUUCCAAGCUUUUUCUCAUUGGUAUCCAGACUAUCUUGGCCAUUACUCUCCACAAGUUCCCCGAAGGGUUUAUCACUUAUAUCACAUCCGCAACCGAUCCGCGAUUAGGGGUCCUGAUCUUUAUAAGUCUUCUUUUCCACAACUUUACCGAGGGGUUUCUGAUGUGCUUGCCCUUAUACUACCUGUUUGCAUCAUCUCUGAAGAUGCGGCUUGCCAAGUUGAAGGCUGUUACCAUCAGUGCAUUUCUAGGUGGUAUUUCCCAACCACUUGGUGCUCUUGGAGCAAUUCUCUUCUUGCGCCUCAACAAUAUCACUCCUGGGGAUGGCAACUUGGACGUGGACAAACUUAAUCAUAUACUAGGAUUGACUUUGGCUGUGACCAGUGGAUUUCUCACUGUAAUUGGACUUUCCAUGUAUGGGUCAGCCGUUGCCUUCAGCGGUGGCUCACUGCACUUGAUAAUGGUGUGGUGCUUGGUAGGCAUGUCUGUGAUUGGAAUAUCUAGUGUAAUAUCUGUUGACUAG
Meyerozyma guilliermondii ATCC 6260 is the source of this 1407-nucleotide messenger RNA. RefSeq names its product Zn(2+) transporter. The transcript has a single exon. Gene Ontology annotation, biological process: zinc ion transmembrane transport. The record is from RefSeq and is a predicted model, not a curated record. Bases 1 to 1407 code for a protein of 468 amino acids. Gene Ontology annotation, molecular function: zinc ion transmembrane transporter activity. Lineage: Eukaryota; Fungi; Ascomycota; Pichiomycetes; Serinales; Debaryomycetaceae. Gene Ontology annotation, cellular component: membrane.